Physella acuta is the source of this 1713-nucleotide messenger RNA. RefSeq lists its product as uncharacterized. NCBI's taxonomy places the organism in Eukaryota, Metazoa, Mollusca, Gastropoda, Physidae. The record is from RefSeq and is a predicted model, not a curated record.
CGUCCUUGCUGUCGUCUCUUAGAGACUCUUUUCUCACCACAAUAAGAACAUCUUUAAAAACCUUUUUACGUAAUUUACAAACAUGAAAGACAAAGAAAACCAUGUGGCUACACCACCCUGCCAACACAUAUCAUGGAUGCAGAGAUUCACAAUGGAAUUGAUGGCCGUUGCUUUCCAGCCACUCUACAUCGCUGUCGGAAUUUACAUGCUUUUCUUCUUGAUAAUUGGCCUCUCUGUUCUCGAGUCGAUUCUGUUUUUUUCAUAUUUGCCAACCUGUGAGGUAUUGAAGAGCUUUGAAGGAGUGUCUUUGUUGGUUGUGCCGACAUGUGUGUUUUUUAAUAUGGCCACACAUGUGGUGCUCUUUGAGAAGUUCACUAGUUGGGCACUCAGACACCUCCCCGAAAUAAAAUGGGAAAAGGAAACAAGAACUAUAUUUCUGGAGAAGGAUAUGGCUACGCUUGACUUGGAUGCGAUAGUUUAUCGAUUCGCAUGGCAAAAGUUAAUCAGCCAAUCCCCGAACAAUUUGAGGGAUUACUUAGUCAUGCAGCAAAACCUUUUCACCUGUGAGGUGGACUGGAAGGCACUCAACUUCGAGCACAAAGUCACCAAGUUUUGUCCCAAGGUGAAGGACGAUACUUCUAUCAAAACCUUCAUGGGAGAAAAGAAAACAGGCACACAAUGGGUGUCACUGUUGUCGUGUUACUAUGACAACCAAGCCAACUAUAAACAAAGUCACACGUUUAAAGGAUCACGUGACACGAUGUCCUGGGUUCAUGUCGACCUUGACCAGUAUUACACGGUGGACCAACAGGUGCGAGUGAUAUUAAGCCUCUCUGAAACCGCUCAUUUUAAAAUAAACAACAACAACAUCCUGAACCUAUUUAAGGACAGAGGCCUGGUUUUCAAGAACAAAGACACCUGGAAAACAAAGGCACAUGUUGAAGUGGAGCCAUCGUCUCGAACCCAUGCUCAGCUGUUAGUGAGACGAGAGCGCUCUGUUUAUGACUUUGAGAUCCGAACCACUUUGUCCAACCCCAAAGGAUUUGUACGAGUUGACUUUAAGUUUAGGUGUCAUAAUUUCUCUAUGACCAUAAACAUUGAGAAUUUACAUGAGGCUUUUCAGCUUGUUCAUGAUGGAGGAGUUCUUUCACCGGAAGAAAAAGCAUGUGUGGAGGUGGUGGAGGAAAAGUGGCUGGACAAAGAUGGAGUGGAGCACUCGACCUCCCACCCCCAGAUCAUCACCCGGGGCACCUGUGUCUGUCUCAGCUGGACUGACCAGAAAGUGGACAUCAAGACCAGUCCAUUGUCAAAGGACGAGUCCACUUCUGAUGUGGUCAACCUGACCAUGAGUCCCUCUGAAGAGGACGCCAGCGAUAAAGCUUUUAUAUUCGUGGAUUAGACCUGCUCAUCACAAGAGACAUAAAAAAGGUUAACCCUUAACCCCUUCUUACAUAUUUUUAAAAAAAAUAAAAAUAAAAUAAAAAUUACCAUCAAUAAAAACAAGCAAUUUAAUUUAUACAUGUUGUGUAUACUAAACAAUUGACAAGCCGUCAUCCACAGCUGUAAGGGGGUUAAAUCAGGCAAUAUUAAUAAAAAGAUAAUGUCAAGGUACUAUCAAUAAAGUUACAAAAUAAAGUUAUUGUCAAAUAUUUUGAAAUUGAAUUAAAGAGAAAAAAAUGAUUGCUAAGUCAACUGCCGAAAAUAAACAUUCAA